Messenger RNA from Cucumis sativus (cucumber), 1552 nucleotides. RefSeq names its product protein-tyrosine-phosphatase IBR5. Lineage: Eukaryota; Viridiplantae; Streptophyta; Magnoliopsida; Cucurbitales; Cucurbitaceae. The record is from RefSeq and is a predicted model, not a curated record. Gene Ontology annotation, biological process: auxin-activated signaling pathway; negative regulation of MAP kinase activity; abscisic acid-activated signaling pathway. Gene Ontology annotation, cellular component: nucleus. The coding region runs from base 440 to 1258 and encodes 272 amino acids. The transcript has 5 exons. Gene Ontology annotation, molecular function: MAP kinase phosphatase activity; protein tyrosine/serine/threonine phosphatase activity.
UCCAAGCCAACGCAUCUGGGGAAUCUUGAAGAAACCCUGCGUUUUGUGAUGUCAUCUGUCUGUAUCUGGCGAUUUCAUAUAUAUAAUAGCUGUUGAUCCAUUUGCGUUUUUGUUGUCAGAAGCAGAACUCAGGCACCCAAUUUCAAAUACUCUACCUCACGCAAUCUAAUUCAAAGAAGCUUCGUGGUAACGCCCUUCUGCAUCUGCUACCUGCAGAAGCGCUUUUGUUUAGUUUUGUUUUUCCCUUUCUUCUAACAACCCAUCUUUCGAAUCCCCUUAAUUUUGUCUCUAUCUCGAUGGGAAUUGAUAUGGAUUUUGGGUUUAUUCCCUUCUUGUUUAGUCCGAUUGUGAUUGUAUUCUAAUUUGGGGGCUUUCUGUUUCAUCGGCCGUAGUGUUUGUUUUUCUCAUCUGGGUCAGAGCUAAAUCUUGGUUUUAGACUAUGAGGAAGAGGGAAAGAGAGAACCCUUGUGGGGUUUGUGGCCAUUAUCACAAAUAUGAGGAAGGGGAAGUUUGUGGGAUUUGUGGUCAUCGUGUUCCUGCUACAUCGGAGAAAACUUCUCUGCAAGUUAGUGCUUUUCCUUCUGAGAUCUUGCCGGAGUUUCUUUAUUUGGGAAGCUAUGAUAACGCUUCACGCUCUGAACUUUUGAAGACUCAAGGAAUCUCCCGCGUUCUUAAUACUGUGCCUGCUUGCCAAAAUCUCUACAAGAACUCCUUCACAUAUCACUGUCUCCAAUAUGAUAAGACUUUACCUUUUGAUGACGCGGUUGAAUUUCUAGAGCUAUGUGAAAGAGACAAGGCUCGGGUUCUAGUGCACUGCAUGUCAGGAAAAAAUAGGUCUUCAGCUAUUGUUAUAGCAUUCUUGAUGAAAUGUAAAGGUUGGAGACUUGCUCAGAGUUAUCAAUGGGUGAAAGAACGGAGGCCGUCCGUUGAAUUAACUGAAUCUAUUCUUCAGCAGCUGCAAGCGUAUGAGCAGAAGGUUUUCGGAUUACCAGAAAACUCCCUCCCAACCCUGCCAAUCCUCCCUCCUGUUGGUCUGCCUUCGUUUGGCUUUGGCUUCCCGAAGACUGGCGACCCAGUUCCUAUAACUCCAUUCAACACCAUUGGUGCAACAUCAAUCUUCUCCCGCCCGACCAUAGAUGUACCCUCCCACGAGUUUACAUUUGGUGCUGGCCAAACUCAAAACAGUUUCUCUUCAAAUCCCUUUGGCGCUAAUCCACGAAACUCAACCAGCAGCAACAUCCAAAUGGACAGUGCUUAAAACUCUCAAGUCAGUCAUCUUAAUAGUUUUUGCAAGAUCCCAUCCAUAGUUCUUUUUUUUUUUUUUUUCCUUCACCUGCAAACAAGUUUGUCAGUUGUGAUGAGUCUUCCUGAAUUUGAGGGGUGAAAAAAGUGGCAAACUUUAGGUUUGUAUGAUGAAUGGGUGUGGUAUUUCUUUUUUUAUAACAUUACUCUUUGGGUUUGUUGUACCUCAAAUGCAGUGAGAUAUUGUUGACUCAUCACUAAUCUUAUACAAUAUCAUAAAUAUCAGCAGAUAUCUCUACUUUUUCUCUCU